AUGGGGAGUGACUGGCUCUUCUUCUUGCAGGAUGGAUACUCGCAGUUGUCAGCGUAUGAAAGGAAAAGGCUAAAGAACAUUACAGAAAAUGCUAAAUUCUUUGCUGCUUUAAAGCUGCAUGAGUCAGCUGCAAGACUUCAGCAAAUUGCAACUAAAACACAACCUCAAGUCACCAAGAGACCUAAGCCGAAAAAGGCAGAAGAUGAAGGAGUCCUUCGAAGAUCUCGGCGCUUGCAGAGAGUCGAGCCGUCAGGAAUUCCGAUGCCGGCGAUGGCUGCCCCGCCGGAAGCAGAGGAAUAUGCUCAGGUUCCAGCCGGGCCUUUGCCAAUGGUUCCGGAAGAUCAGACGGAGAACAGUAAAUCGGCAGAGGACUUACUGGCUACGUGGAUGAGGAUAAGCGAGAUGAAAGCUAAUGCUAAAGAAAAGCACACGUGUGACAUGAAAAGAUACCAAGACAGCCUGAACAGCAUGGUCCUCAGUGAGGAGAACAUUAAAAAGGUUGUGAAGUACCGCGUAUCUGCCAUGGCCAUCCAUCCUUCUGACAGCAUCGUCUUGGUGGCAGCGGGGGACAAGUCCGGGCAGAUCGGUCUCUGGAACGUGGACUGCCAGUCUGAAGGAGGAGCGCACGUCUUCGUUCCGCACAACUACCUGGUCAGCUGCAUGCACUUCUCUCCGUGUAAUCCCGCGCACUUGCUGUCCCUGAGCAGUGACACUCUGCGAUGCGGGGACGUGACGAGGGCCGUCUUCGAUGAGGUGUGCCGGAGCGAGGGGAGCUUUUCCUCCUUUGACUUUCUGGAAGACAACGCCUGCACUGCCAUAGUGGGACAGUGGGAAGGUGACGUCGCCAUUGUGGACAGACGGACGCCGGGAACGUCUCCAGAGCUGUCCGCAGACAUCGGCUUCCAGAAGACGAGGACAGUCCACGUCCACCCCGCGAAUAAACAGUAUUUCGUUGCUGCUGGCGCAGGGGAUGUGUGUGUUUACGACGUUCGGCACUUGAAGCCCAAGGGGAACAAGCCCGUGAGCGCUCUCAAGGGACACACGAAAAGCGUUGCCUCUGCGUACUUCUCGCCCGUGACGGGGAACAGAGUGGUGACGGUGUGUGCUGAUGACAAGCUGAGGGUCUACGACACCACCUCCUUCUCAGCGACGGCCGCAGUGCUCAGCGCCGUCAGACACAACAAUAACACGGGCCGCUGGUUGACGAGGUUCAGAGCGAUAUGGGACCCUAAGCAGGAGGACUGCUUCGUGGUGGGCAGCAUGGCGCAGCCGAGGCAAAUCGAGGUCUACCAGGACACGGGGAAACUGCUGCACUCCUUCUACAACCCCGACUGCCUUGGGUCCGUCUGUUCCAUUAACGUGGUUCAUCCCAGCAGGAACAUCUUGGUGGGCGGCAACUCCAGCGGCCGCCUUCACGUGUUCAAAGAAUAA
This is a messenger RNA of Opisthocomus hoazin, 1431 nucleotides long. The record is from RefSeq and is a predicted model, not a curated record. NCBI's taxonomy places the organism in Eukaryota, Metazoa, Chordata, Aves, Opisthocomiformes, Opisthocomidae.